ACAUACUAAAACGAGUGUCGUAAAGUCCUCACCCGUGUCGUAAAGAUCGAAAUGUACAGCACCACAAACAACUGCCAGUUUGUCUCUUUCUUUAUGACUUUUUAACCACAGCCGUGUUUUAGUAUGCGUCACGGUUGCUCCUACAUUCGUCUGUAAACAUGGAGGCCAUGGAGUUCGACAGUUUGGACGUGAAAGAUGACCUCAACCACAAUUACUGCGGCAGCGGUGCUAAAGUCCGCAGGUUCUUGAGCGGAACCGGGUCAGAGGUCUGUCCCACGACGCAGAACCGAGAGCGGCCGACCGCACGCUGGAAGGUCCGCCCCGGUACCGCUGGAGGGUCCAGGCUCAUGGAUUCCGAUACCGACAGCGAAAGCAGCGAGGUCAGCGACGCGGACUGUCCCGGUUCCCCGGCGGCCAAGAAAGUCUCCCCGGAUUCAAGCUCCAAGUUCCUUCUGAAUGCCAUGGCCGUGGAGGACUACAGGAAGAACCACUGGCCCAACCUGGAGAAGGCCAUCGACCGUUUGCUGAUCCAGAACCCGGCGGACCACGUCUCCGUUUCCUAUGCACAGAUCUAUGGCUACAUCUACAAGUGUGUUUGCCAGCAGCACUCGGAGCUGCUCUACCGCGACCUGACCUCCAAAAUCACCACUCACCUGCAGCAGGUUUCCACGCAGCUUCAGGCCAGCCCGGCAGAGAACCUAAUCGAGAACUUCAACGCUGCUCUGACUCAGUUCACCGCCUCGCUGCAGUGCAUCGUUCCCGUCUUCAUCUACUUUAACAAAUUCUACAUCGAGUCCAAACUGAACCGAGACCUGAAGGGGGAUCUGAUGCAGCUGUUUGCUGAGCACGUUGCAGAAAAGCACCUGAGCGCUCUGAUGCAUCUGCUCAUCACUGCUCACUCCAAGCCUUUCCAGGUGCAGCCGUCCACCAUGGCCAGCGUGGUCAAAGGCCUGUACAGCUUUCAGCCGGAAUGGGCCCACCUGGCUCCUGCCGUCUUCUCUGCCUUCAUUCCUCAAAUCCACCCUCCGGCGGUGGAGUCUCAGCUGCCGGAUUACGCCGCACACGACCAGCAGCUGCAGCUGGAGCUCUCCAUGAACGGCUUUCCCCGGGGGGAUCAGUCUCGUAAGCGUACCAGUGAGGACUCCUGAUGUCGGAGCGGCUCCUCCACGUCCGUGCCUCCUCCUUCUCCCUAAAACUUGGAACAAAGUUACCGAUCCGGCGGUUCUCUUGAAUCGAGGCCACGACACUGUGAAGGACAAGCGUGUCAACGUGAUGUUGAAACGCGGCGCUGAAGAGCGACUUCCAAAGGAGUGUGACCUUCAGGGACCCUGACACGGUCUCUGCUCCUUCCAAAGGAGAUCCGACAUGCUGAAGACGCAAAAGUCCUCCCCUUUAACCUGGAAGAUGUUUUAGAAGGCGGGGCUAAUCCAACCUUCCUGCUGCUGCUGCUACUAAAUCAUGCAUGUUACUCUGGGGCUCCUCACAGAGGAGACCCUGCGCUUCGUGUUGCCUUCACUGCAUCGGUAAACCAGAUUGUACUGUGUUUCCCAGCUCUGCCAAAGAGGAAUGAGUACAUGUAUGUUUACUUGGUGUGCAGGGCAUUCGAUUCAAGAGCGAAUCGUUAGUUUACUGAGCCGACCGUCCUCUGGUUGGUGUCGGAGGAGGUCUGGAAGCUCUGCAUGUGGCAUUAACCCAAACCCUUCAUCACAGGAAAAUCCUCCGUUUAGCUCCUCCUCCUCACAUGAAAUGGUGGUUUUCUUUCUGGUGCGUUUAGUGUCCCUAACAUGCCCCUGUAAAUAUGUGUUGUGUGUUUUUGGGCUUCACACAGGCUGUGUUGUGUGAUCGGACACACUUGAAUUGACCUGUUUGUGAUCUAACACUGUUUUAAGUGUAGCGGGAUGGUAAAGCUUGCUUUUGUGUCAUUUUUGAAUAAACAAACUAAAAAAGGAA
Molecule: messenger RNA, 1950 nt
Organism: Oryzias latipes (Japanese medaka)
Lineage: Eukaryota; Metazoa; Chordata; Actinopteri; Beloniformes; Adrianichthyidae
Gene: cacul1
Product: CDK2 associated cullin domain 1
Biological process (GO): positive regulation of protein kinase activity; G1/S transition of mitotic cell cycle; ubiquitin-dependent protein catabolic process
Molecular function (GO): protein kinase binding; ubiquitin protein ligase binding
Source: RefSeq, a predicted model, not a curated record